GAAUUAGCACUAGGGACGGGCGCGCGCGCGGGUCCCCAGCACAUCUGGGCGAGAGCGGCGCCGCUGGAACCCAAGGGGCCGCCGAGCGCGGGUCUGGAGCGGCAGAGCCGCCGCGCAUCUGGGACCCCUCGAGGCGCACAGCUGGGACCUCCGGAGGGGGCCGCGCGGCGCUCAGCCGGACCGGGGGAAGGGGGCGGCGGCUGCACAGCUGGACCGAAGGGGGCGGGGUCGGUCCCAGGCGACGGGCAGGAGCCAGGGCCGCGAGUCGCCGGCGGCCGGAGCAUGGGACGGCGCGCCUGAAACGCGCCGGGGUGCGGCAGAGCCCUGGGACCCCGAGAGGAAAAGAGGAGAGAAAGGGGCGCGAGAGCCAAGGAGGAGGAUGCAACUGACUCGCUGCUGCUUCGUGUUCCUCGUGCAGGGCAGCCUCUAUCUGGUCAUCUGUGGCCAGGAUGACGGUCCCCCCGGCUCCGAGGACCCUGAGCAUGAUGACCCCGAGAGCCAGCCCCGGCCCCGGAUGCCUCGGAAGCGGGGCCACAUCCCACCGAAGUCCCGCCCCAUGACCAGCUCUACUCUCCUGGGGCUGCUGGCUCCACCUGGGGAGGCCUGGGGGUUCCUUGGGCAGCCCCCCAACCACCCGAAGCAUAGCCCCCCGCCGUCAGCCAAGGUGAAGAAAAUCUUUGGCUGGGGCGACUUCUACUCCAACAUCAAGACGGUCGCCCUGAACCUGCUUGUCACCGGGAAGAUCGUGGACCACGGGAACGGGACCUUCAGCGUCCACUUCCGACACAACGCCACGGGCCAGGGCAACAUCUCCAUCAGCCUGGUGCCCCCCAGUAAAGCCGUGGAGUUCCACCAGGAACAGCAGAUCUACAUCGAAGCCAAGGCCUCCAAAAUCUUCAACUGCCGAAUGGAGUGGGAGAAGGUGGAACGGGGUCGCCGGACCUCGCUCUGCACCCACGACCCAGCCAAGACCUGCUCCCGAGACCACGCUCAGAGCUCAGCCACCUGGAGCUGCUCGCAGCCCUUCAAAGUCGUCUGUGUCUACAUCGCCUUCUACAGCACGGACUACAGGCUGGUCCAGAAGGUGUGCCCAGAUUACAACUACCACAGCGAUGCUCCCUACUACCCCUCCGGCUGACUCUGGGCGGGCCACAGAGGCCAGGCCGGGGCUGGAAGGGCAGGCUGCCCACAGGCCUGGCCAUCUGUCUGGACACUGGGCAGGGAAGGGGAGGAGCCUCAGGCAGGGAGUGGGUGGA
Myotis lucifugus (little brown bat) is the source of this 1256-nucleotide messenger RNA. It is a transcript of the gene NXPH3, whose product is annotated as neurexophilin 3. The record is from RefSeq and is a predicted model, not a curated record. The coding region runs from base 380 to 1138 and encodes 252 amino acids. The transcript is spliced from 2 exons. Gene Ontology annotation, molecular function: signaling receptor binding. NCBI's taxonomy places the organism in Eukaryota, Metazoa, Chordata, Mammalia, Chiroptera, Vespertilionidae.